This is a messenger RNA of Manis pentadactyla (Chinese pangolin), 2259 nucleotides long. It is a transcript of the gene DPPA3, whose product is annotated as developmental pluripotency associated 3. Bases 1279 to 1749 code for a protein of 156 amino acids. The transcript has 6 exons. The record is from RefSeq and is a predicted model, not a curated record. Gene Ontology annotation, cellular component: nucleus. NCBI's taxonomy places the organism in Eukaryota, Metazoa, Chordata, Mammalia, Pholidota, Manidae. Gene Ontology annotation, biological process: epigenetic programing of female pronucleus.
CCUUCGCGGUCCCAGCUCCACCCACACCCUCCCGCCCAGACCUGCCCCGCACGCUCCUUUAGAGGCCUGUCCUCUUGGGAGGCCACCACGCAAUGGCUUCCACGAAGCUACUGAGCAACUGACAAGACCCAGGAUUUCGCGUCACUGCGGAACUUCCGGCGCUCGGCUGCAGUUUUGCUCUACUCAGAGGGUAUCUUUGAUUUAAUCUUCAAGCCCUUCUAUGAUGACUGCUCCAAAUGCAGCACCAGAUUUCAGCUCCUUUCUGGGAUCCGGUGAGAUGAAGAAAUGACAAUGGAACACUGGGGUGGAAUUCUCACCGAUUGCAGUAGGAGAAGCUUCCAGGGCAAAAGGGAGAAGAGCCAAGAGCACAGCAGGAGUAGAAAGUGAAGACCGCCAUGAAGUGUGCUGAAACUUUCCCACACUUCAGAAUCACCUGCGAGGCUUGUUAAAACGGCGUUGGCUGUGCCCCAGCCUUUGAUUCAGUGGGUCUUGGCUGAUGCUCAAUCAUUUCUAAUGUUACCAGGUGCUGUUGACACUGCCUGUCCUGAACCACACUUUUUCAGUUGCUCACAAUGGUGACUGUACUUAAAUUCAUAGUUCAAAACGAACUAAAAUUUACAGGUCCAAAAGACAUGUUCAUAAAAUAUCAAGCUAUUCAGCUGUUUAUAACAGGCAUUUCAUUUGUCCUGUGUGUUCCUUGACUAGCAUCCACGGGUUUAAGAGAUGAGUCAGGCAAGAUAACUUUAAGGAAACUUUCUCCGUUAACUUAAUUGGGAGUUCAUCAGCAGUGGGGGGAAAAAACUACUAAUUAGAACACUUGAAGCUCAGUUCACAAAACAGUAGUCAGCUACAGAAGUAAAAGCUUGAAAAAAAACUGACGUAAGGCAACGUGAGGGAGAUAUAACUGCAGAAACUCUAGAUAAAUUUUCCUGCGACUUGACAGAGGGCGUGAUUGUUUUCACGCAGAGCAAAAGAAUUAUCCUAUUAGUCCACUAAUAGUGCAACACCCACUCACCUUAUCCCUUUAACAGUAGCAUUUACAUUAAAAUAGCCUGGCUGAUUGGCUUACAUACAGUUUUGAAGAGGAAACUAGACCUAUAACUUUAUAUAUUACUUCUUUCUCUCCCUGUAGUUUGUUGAGGGUUUGGGGGUUUUCUCGCUCUUUCUGGGCUAUCUGGUUCUUUCCAGGCUACUUUGUAACAGUGUGAGACUUGAACAUCGCAUUGCACUGCAACGCAGACAUCUAGGAAGGAGCUUCAAGCUGUGUCUCGGCGUGCAAUGGAUUCGCCUAAGUUUAACCCACAGUGGACCCCGGAGAUGCCCGGUGAAGAAAAUUCCCAGGGAGCUUCAGCUGCCUCUCAAUCUAUUUCAGAAGCACUGAUAAAGAACCUCAGUAAUUUGACUCUCAACCCCAGUACCAAAUUCUCUUCCCUUGUACCGGAAAAUCCGCCCCAAAAGCAGGGCGGAGAAAACACUCAGAGGCUGGACGAAGGCGCGCUCUACAUGAGGCGGCGGCGAGUGAGGACACUGUUAACUGCUCGGAAAGAAAGGAUGGAAAGGAUGAUCCAGAUUAUUAAAUACCGUUACCUCAACCAGCUUCCCCAGAUUCGAAGAGAAGGACGGCCAAAGGACGUUGGGGUUGAAUCGAGGAUGGCAAGGUUUAGAUGUAGCUGUCAUUACUGCCUGUAUCAUAGAGAUCUUUCUGAGGAUACUGGCGCAGAGAAGAAUGACAGCACAGAGAAUAAUUAGGAUGACGUGGAGUCGAUUUAGCUGUAAACCUGAUUCUUACUGCCUUUCUUUGUAAUAAUUCUAGGAUCAUUAGGCAGCACCUUGACUAGGCUACUCUGCAUGGAUAGACUGUAUACCAUUAUUUAGAUGUAAAUUCUGUGAUAUCUUUUUCUUGCAUCUUGUUUGAUACCAGUAAUUUAUGAGGAAUCUAUAUAGUUUGCAUUUGAAUGACUCCACUAUACUUUAGUUCACUUUUUAAUUUGAACCAAAGCAGCACUAUUGAGUCUCCAGGAUUGCCCCUGUGUUUUAGAAGCCUGAAGCCAGUAAGAUGAAAUCCAACAUUAAGAAUUUGAAGCCAAGCAACUUGUGCAGAAGGAAUAUAAAGAAAACAUCUGGUGGUUUGGCUAGAGUGUGGUUAGGGCAGGCAGAAUUAACUAGACUUUCUGGUUUUCAAAAAUUUGAAUAGUAAUUUUUUUGAAGUGUGUUUUCAGUAGCAAAUAAAUGUGUGUAUACAGGAUUUUAUUAAAAUUU